AUUUGCAGUUGUCAUACAAUAGGAAAUCAAAAUUAACUGAGAACAAAAUUCGAAUAAAUUUUCAACUUGAAAUGGAAAAGUUUUCAACGGUUUUCAUCUUUUCUCCCCCCUACAGUGAAACGGGGGGAUGCAACUGCUGGCGUCCAGAUAAAAAAGAUUGCCUAAGCAUGCAGAAGGAAAGUACAGAAUAUGUGGAGCUAGACCUCGAGGACAUUGCGGAAAGUCUAAUGCAGGUGAUGCGUAUCUGUCGACUGCGUCCUUGGGAGGUGAAGCGCACUAAGAAUGUGAUCAAACGUUCCUUUCGCCACUUCGAGGAGAUUCGCUUCCGCAUCGAUCGAGUGCCAAGGAAACGUUUCAGCAAAGAGAACUUCCUGCAUGAUUUAGCUGUGGAAGCGGGCAUGGGUCGCAUGGACAGCCAUCUAGCCUACGGCAUAGUGAAACGCGCCUUCCAGGCCUACUAUCAUGGCACAGGCGAGGGAGGCAUUCGACUGCAGUCAUACGCUGACCAAAUGCGACAUCGCUCCGAAUGUCUUUGGUUGCAUGCUGCUAAGCGAACGGCGGAGAUUUUUGCGGUCUACGCGGGUUUGAUGUACUCGGAGCAAAUGAAGUACGAGGAGUGCAUCAAGUGUGCUUAUCUGAUACUGUAUAAGGAACUGCAAUCGCGGUUCAAAUUUGAGAAAUCCGAACCAAAGAUAUGUACGUGUAAGACGGAAAACGCGAGGGUGGACAGCGUGUGGGAUGCCUUAUCUGGGACGACACUGAUGAGUGGCAACACGGCCAUCACCACCGAACUGUUCUUCAACAAGCACACGUUCGAUGUCAGCAAUCCCACCUCGGUGGUUUCCGUUAAGGCCGAAUACAUGAUGGUCUCGCGUACCGAUAGAAUAAUAGGCGCAACCUCGUCUGCACCUGAGGAGAAGAUCUCCCAUCCCGUUGUUAAAGCAAACUCCAGCCAGAAUUCGAAGCAGAGCGGAAAGGCGACUGAAAAGAAAAGCGAGAAGAGCGUGGGCAAGAAGAAGAAACGCAAAAAGAAGAAGAAUCGCAGCGAGAAAUGCAAGUGUCCCAAUCUGCAGUGCAUCGGGAGCCAACGUCCGCCAGUUAUCACCGCCGAGUGUAGUCAAGGUCCCUACGUCUGUCGUUGGAUUCCCUACGAAGACACCUUCCCAGCCCACCGCGUGCCCUGUCCCCCCAUGGAGUCCAUCUGUCCCCCCUGCGACCACGAUGACCGACCCUGUGACGAUGAAUGCACUUGCACCUGCAAUGUUUGCACUUGUCCGCCUGCCGAUGAGUUCGUCGAAGAGGAACAUUGCGAAAAGUUGUCUGGUUCUGGCUUGGAGGAUCGAGAUACCGAUUUUUGCUGGCUGGCUCCAUUCCGUGAUGAAAAGGUUAUGCGGAGGGAAGUAGAGCAGUCGCUGUUAGACGAAGAAUUAGCCGAAGCCGAUGACGCAGAGGAAGAGCUCUUCGAGUGUCGAUGCACUUGUGAAUACAAACAACGCGCUUUUCCCCAUCUGUUCACCUACCUGGCGCCAUUCAAGACACCUCCAGUCGAACCCGAGCAGCCACCUGUUGAAAUACCCGUCAAGCCGAAGAAACCACCUUGCGGCAUCUCUAUGGAGACUUAUCGUUGCUGGAAUGAACCCUCAAGACCAUCAGAGGAUGAACCUCUCUGUCCGACUUGUCCUCACAUCGCACUGCUAGCACAUGCUGAAAAGUCGCUGGAUGUGAGAGCUCCAACAGUGAAAGGCAUCAGUAUGGACGUAACUGUGAAAAGCCAACAUUAUCCAAGAGAGGAGAGAAGCUCCAUAAAAACCCAACCUCGAGGCAAGGCUGGAAAAACUGCUCGACCUUCUGAUUCCGUUCAGAAAUGCGCCAAGGAACUUGAAUCAAAUUUAAAAGCAGUGGAACGUAGUAAAGGAAAUCAACAGGCCGCAAAAAUGCAAGAUACUAAGCGACAACCUCCUUUAGUCAUAUCACCACCUCAAAAAUCCGUUCCUUUGAAGCCUGUUCCUAUCACAGUUCCACCACAAUCAAAAGCUAAUGCCAAUGAACCAGACAAUACACAACGGCAAAGUGAUGACAAAUUAACUAAAGACGAUAUUCUAGAGAUGCUGGGCUUGAACAAGUAAUUAAUAAAAUUGUUGCAGUACUAAUUAAUUUAAAUGUAUUUGU
Messenger RNA from Drosophila nasuta, 2169 nucleotides. RefSeq lists its product as uncharacterized. The record is from RefSeq and is a predicted model, not a curated record. Lineage: Eukaryota; Metazoa; Arthropoda; Insecta; Diptera; Drosophilidae. Bases 72 to 2126 code for a protein of 684 amino acids. The transcript has a single exon.